Artibeus jamaicensis (Jamaican fruit-eating bat) is the source of this 2952-nucleotide messenger RNA. RefSeq names its product microtubule associated tyrosine carboxypeptidase 2 (gene MATCAP2). The coding region runs from base 258 to 1820 and encodes 520 amino acids. The record is from RefSeq and is a predicted model, not a curated record. Lineage: Eukaryota; Metazoa; Chordata; Mammalia; Chiroptera; Phyllostomidae. The transcript is spliced from 7 exons.
GCCGCGGGUUCUGAACGCUGCUACCCUCAGUAGGGCUGCGGAGUGCACCUUCAGUCUCCUGCCUGCGGGAGCGAGCGCUGCUCACCGUGAUCUGUCGUACUUCGUCUGUCCUUACCCGCCUUAUCCAGCCCCAGGUCGCUGACAGCACCGUCCCCAGAGCCUUCGUCUCUCAGGCCCCGGCCGGAGGCUGGAGGCCGCCCUCCCGGCUCUUGACCCCGGCGCCCGCGGAGCCCACCGCCCGCAGCGUCGGUGGGACGAUGCUGGAGUCCAUUCGCGUGACCGAAAAGCUUCACUGGCCUGAGCAAGAACUGGCUAAGAAGUCCGUUCUACAUGCGGAAGAGCCAUUGAUCACUGACAGCAAAAAAAGCGGCCUACGUUUGCCUCCCGGGAUACUAAAGGACAUUUUCACCACUGGAACCAGUAGUUACAAUGUCCUCCUACAGAGCAAAGAGGAGAAGAAGCAUCACUCACAAAAGCAAUCUUCAUCGACCUGCUCCAAACGAUGUAGAAAGCCCAGCAAGUCUCCCAGCUCUUCUCGUAGUAACGAUCUUCGCAAGAUGAAAACCCCAGCGCCUGGGAUGAGCGGUGGCACCUGGUACUGCCUAGAGAGGCAGCCUGCGGUUUUUGCCACUAGUCCAGUGUCAAGUCCUACGAAGUUCACACAUGCUAUUUCUGUUACAGGGAACAGCAUAGUACUGCCACCGAAAUCCAAGGUCAAGCGACACCAUUUCUCUACUCUUUCAAAGCCAAAGCCACAGCUGCAGCCUCAGCUGUCUAGAAGUUUUGAAAAAGGAGAUGACUUUUCUGGAAAGAAAUUUUGUAUACUGACUGCUAUAAAGCCCACCAAUUUGGAGAAGGAAAAGCUGAGAUUCUUCAAGUCUGACUACACCUACAAUCCCCAGUUCGAAUAUGCUAACCCUUCUCUGCCCAGCGUGUUAGCCAAGCACAGCAACGUAUCUGACCGGUUUCUUAAGCAGUCCAUCAAUAUUAUGGAACUGACUUUGCAGAAAUACGGGAGUUACGAAAAAUUCGAACAGGCCACGGGUGGCAGCCUGCUGUCCAAACCGCGGAUCUGGAGCCACGUCAGGAAGUACAUGGUGAAAGAAGGCUGCAUGGGCGAGAUCGUAGUCCACCUCACUGAGGACCUGCUGUCCCGAGCCUCGAUGACAGUGGUCAACGGGUGUCCGACACUGACCAUCAACGUGUCCACGGCCCGCGAGCACUGGCUGGAGGGAAUGCUGAGGCAUGAAAUCGGCACACAUUACUUUCGAGGGAUUAACAACCUGCAGCAGCCGUGGAACAGUUGGACCGGCCGCAGAAAGCACGAGCUGAAGCCGAACAACCCCACAGAGGAGGGCCUGGCGAGCAUCCACAGCGUCCUGUUCAGAAAGGACCCCUUCCUGUGGAGAGCGGCCCUCCUCUAUUACACCGUGCACCAGGCCGGCCGGAUGUCGUUCUGCCAGCUCUUCGAGGACAUCGGGAGGUUCGUCAAGGACCCCAACACCAGGUGGGAUUACUGUGUUCGCGCCAAGAGGGGCUGGACCGACACUUCCCAACCAGGGUGUUUCAGUAAAGACCAGGUGUACUUGGACGGCAUCCUGCGGAUCCUGCGGCACCGGCGGACCAUCGACUUCCCCCUGCUGACCGCCCUGGGGAAGGUCUCGUACGAAGACGUGGACCGCUUGAAAGAACUGGCCGUCACAGAGAACAUGCGGGUCCCUCACUUCCUGCAGGACCAGGGCCGGUACCUGGAACACUUGGAGAAGAUCAUGGAGGUGAACGAACUGACCGACCAGGAGCUGAGGGAGCUUAUCUACUGACCAGCACCCUUGCAGACGCAGCUGCACUGGACUCUGCAUGGACCCCCCACGCAGUGGCCCUGCGCACCAGCCAGCUCACAGAGGAGGAGAGACUGUUCACUCGAGUUUUCUGGAGACCGGUCAGCAGGAUUCCGCUGAAUUUUUAGGGGAAGUACAAACCUUAAACCGUUUCCCCAAAAUGUUUCUAUGAGGGAAAGUUACCCAGAGUCAGAGGGAAAUACGACUGAGGAGUAUUUCCAAAGAACCUCGGCACGCUGAGCCCCAGACCCGUGCCUGAGCGUGAGGCCAGCUCCAGCUGGAGGCUGCGCCCCCGUGUGGUCACUCCACGGGCGGCAGGCAUGCUGGCACCAGGGAGGGAGUCACUGUCCUCUGAAAGAUGAGUUUUGUUGCCCUCAAAACCAGCUGUGUCUAAGAUUUCUUAUGUCUCUUGUGUAAAGUGAUGUUAAGGGGGGAACAAUUUGAAAAGUAGUUCUUUACACAUUAUCUUACCUUACCUGUUCAUGGAAACUAAAUUAGAGAAUUAUCUCAUUUUGUCCAGUUAUCCCUUAACUAAUUUCUGUUUUCAUUUGCUGAAACAUAUGUACUCCUUCAAAACUUUAACCAAGCUUUAGGGUCUUUCCCUCUCUAUUCCUUUGUAUAAAUGAUAAGUUCCAGAGAGGUUUAUCUGAAUAAAAAUAAAAAAACAGUUGGAAAAGAGAGAAGCAACUCACCUUUCACUAAACGGAGCAAAAAUGGGACCGACUGCUCAAUUUCCUGUAGGAGCCGGAUGUUGGCUGGGUAGCACCUGCAGUAACCUUGACCAUGCCCUGACAGAUGCAAUUCCUGGGCGUUGCCGUUUGAUGAGCCAGCCUUGUGAUAUUGGCUCCAUGGAUUUCACUGAAAUUUUUGACUUCGUCAACUUAAUAAUGACAUAGUUUGAAUUUCAAAAAUGAGAGUUCCUAUUUACUACAUUUCUCCUGUUAAAAGCUGACUCACCUGGCUUUAUAAUUUAUCAAUUUUGACAUAUACUUACAUAUAUAUACUUGGGAUCAAAUGGUUCUCCAAACAACUUAUUUUAAUGAUCAGAAAGUAUACUGCUGUAGAUACCACAUUCAAAAUGAACAGAUAAAAUUGAAGUAUAAAGACCCCCCCC